CUGGUUGUUCGCGUUCGCGAACUCAAUAUAAAAUAAAGUACCAGGCAAGGUCACUUCAGUUUGUUAUGAUAAAAGCUGAGUGAAUGUGCAGUUGAAGAAAUUGUGUACAAAAUCGCACGAGUUUUCCAAAGCGACAAUGAAAAUAACCCCGAAGACCUUUCAGAGCAUUGCAAAAAUGCUCGAUUUUUAUUCCCAGUUCAACCCGUCCCCACUGUCCAUCAAAAAAUUCAUAGAUUUUGGGUUAAAUGCGUCGGAGCAGAAGUCGUUCAUCUUCCUGCGUAAGGAAUUGCCAGUUCGACUUGCCAACAUAAUGAAGGAGAUUGCCCUUCUACCCGAAAAUCUGCUCCGGAUGCCGUCGGUGAUAGCGGUGAAUGACUGGUAUAUUCGGAGUUUCCAGGAGAUAAUUGAAUUCGAGAAAAAGGAAAUCAACAAUAACAAUCUACAGUACUUCUGUGAUAGCUUAGUGAAAAUUCGUAAUCGGCACGCGGAUGUGGUCGAAACUAUGGCACAAGGGGUUUUAGAAUUGAAGGACUCGCACGACGUUGAUCAUCAGACGGAACACAGUAUUCAGUAUUUUCUUGAUAGGUUUUACAUGUCGAGGAUAUCGAUCAGGAUGUUGAUUAAUCAACACACGCUCUUGUUUGGGGGACAAUUAGAGAACGCACCGGGACCCAACCAGAGCAAAUACAUAGGAUGUAUUGAUCCCCAAUGUGAUAUAGUCAGCGUUAUUAAAGACGCUUACGAAAAUGCACGGUUCCUAUGUGAUCAAUAUUACUUAGCAUCGCCUGACUUAAUUAUUAAUGAGGCUCAACACAACGAAUUACAAGAAGAAGGACACAUCAAAAUCGUUUACGUACCAUCACAUUUAUACCACAUGUUGUUUGAACUUUUCAAAAAUGCCAUGAGGGCUGUUAUGGAGUACCACAGCUCGGAAGACAAGUACCCACCCGUCACAGUCACCAUAGCGAGGGGGAAGGAAGACAUUUCGUUGAAAAUGUCAGACAGAGGAGGCGGCAUUCCACGAUCCACGAUGGACCAUUUGUUUAAAUACAUGUAUUCCACUGCACCACAACCCAGUAAAUCAGACGCUCACACGGUACCCUUGGCUGGAUAUGGGUACGGUCUACCCAUUUCGAGGUUAUACGCGCGAUAUUUCCACGGAGAUCUAGUCUUAUUGUCCUGUGAGGGAUACGGCACAGAUGCGAUGAUUUAUUUAAAGGCUUUGUCAAACGAAGCAAACGAGUUGCUUCCUAUUUUCAACAAAACCACGUCCAAGUUCUACAGGACGGUGGUUCAGACGGGUGAUUGGUCGAAUCAGGCAGCCAAUGUGACUCAGAGGACGAUCUGCACCGGACAAUACAAGAAACAUCAGCUUCCGCAGGAAUCCAUGACAGGGGCUAUCUAGCUAGAGGAGUAAUUUAUUAGUUGAUUUUUACGGUUGAAACUAGCUGAAAGUAAUGCAUUAAGUGUAAGUGAUUUGUUGCAAUUAGACUGUGAAAGAUAGUUGUUGCCAAAUUUGUAUGCUUGAAAAGCAUGUAUUUGCAUGACUGUUAUGCUGUAUUAGAUGAUUCCAUGUAAUGGACAAAAGUAACCUGAACUGUUAUAUUACCGUUAACUUUAUAGACCUGUAGGUCGCUAAAUAUCAUGUAUAUAAAUUUUUAAGAGUUUUAUUAAGUUUGUAAAAAUGUACAUAUAUUUAAAAAUGGACAAAUCUAAUUUGAUUUAUUUUAUUAUUGACUUCGUUUAGCUUUAAUUUUUAAAACUGAUGUUGGUUGAAAUAAAAGAGUACUUUUUAA
This is a messenger RNA of Zophobas morio, 1796 nucleotides long. It is a transcript of the gene Pdk, whose product is annotated as pyruvate dehydrogenase (acetyl-transferring) kinase, mitochondrial. Bases 137 to 1405 code for a protein of 422 amino acids. Gene Ontology annotation, molecular function: pyruvate dehydrogenase (acetyl-transferring) kinase activity. NCBI's taxonomy places the organism in Eukaryota, Metazoa, Arthropoda, Insecta, Coleoptera, Tenebrionidae. Gene Ontology annotation, biological process: protein phosphorylation; regulation of glucose metabolic process. The record is from RefSeq and is a predicted model, not a curated record. Gene Ontology annotation, cellular component: mitochondrion. The transcript is spliced from 5 exons.